Messenger RNA from Zea mays, 1622 nucleotides. RefSeq names its product Fasciated Ear4 (gene FEA4). Gene Ontology annotation, molecular function: DNA-binding transcription factor activity; sequence-specific DNA binding. Gene Ontology annotation, biological process: DNA-templated transcription; regulation of DNA-templated transcription. The transcript has 9 exons. Bases 190 to 1488 code for a protein of 432 amino acids. The record is from RefSeq and is marked validated. Lineage: Eukaryota; Viridiplantae; Streptophyta; Magnoliopsida; Poales; Poaceae.
GCUUCCCAUUCGAAAACAAAAGCAAAAGGUGCGCAUUCACGGUGUCGCCCUCGUCUCUACUCGUGUCUCGUCUUGGGUAGCGUACGCACCUUAGCUCGCAACCAUCCAUCCAUCCACGGGGCUCGGGCGCAGCAGCCUCCCCCGUCGUCGUCUUCGUCGUCGCCUUGCCGCCGCUCUGAUCCGUGCCCGAUGCAUCGUCAGCCAUCUCCUCACGCCUUCAGCAGCAGCGGCAGCUGGGCGGAGCAGGGCGCGGGCGGGUACCGCCACGGCAGGGACGGCGCCACCUUCCUCCUCCCCGAGCUCCUCCAGCGCAGCCCCAACCCCAGCUCCAAGUCCUCCAGCGCCGCCACCUUCGUGCCGCCGCUCGCCGCCGCGCAUGGAGGAGGAGUAGCGGCCCCGUUUGGCAUGGCGCCGCUGGGAGUGGCGGCGGCGGACGAAGCCCGGUUCUGCAUGACGCCGUGGUCAGCGGCGGCGCACUUCGAGAACUGGGGCGACUCCGGCAUCGUCGUCACCAGCCCGCUCGCCGAGACGGCCUCCACCGACGUCGACAUGGGUGGAGGUGGAGCCAUGGCGCAGAGCGUCGACGGACAUGACAACUCAUUGCCGGCGUGCAAGGUGGAGCCCAGGGAUCACAAGGCGCAGAGGAGGCUUGCGCAAAACCGCGAGGCGGCCCGGAAAAGCCGGAUGAGGAAGAAGGCGUACAUUGUGGAGCUGGAAAACAGCCGGUCCAAGCUGUCCCAUCUUGAGCAGGAGCUUCAAAGGGCAAGGCAGCAGGGGAUGUUCAUUGCAAGUGGACGCUCCGGAGAUCAUGGAUGCUCCACUGGAGGUGCGUUGGCGUUCGACCUGGAGUACGCGCGGUGGCUGGACGAGCACCAGCACCACAUGAACGACCUCCGGGUGGCCCUGAGCGCGCAGAUCGGCGACGACGACCUGGGCGUGCUGGUGGACGGCGCGAUGCUGCACUACGACCAGAUGUUCCGGCUCAAGGGCGUGGCCACGAGGACGGACGUGUUCCACGUGCUGUCGGGCAUGUGGAUGAGCCCCGCGGAGCGGUUCUUCAUGUGGCUGGGCGGGUUCCGGUCGUCGGAGCUGCUCAAGGUGCUGGCGCGGCACGUGGAGCCGCUGACGGAGCAGCAGCUGGUGGGCAUCUGCGGCCUGCAGCAGUCGCUGCAGCAGGCCGAGGACGCGCUGUCGCAGGGGAUGGAGGCCCUGCAGCAGGCCCUCGGGGACACGCUCGCCGCCGCCGCCACGCCGUGCGCCGCCGACAGCGUCACCAACUACAUGGGCCAGAUGGCCGUCGCCAUGAGCAAGCUCGCCACCGUGGAGAACUUCCUCCGCCAGGCGGACCUGCUGCGGCAGCAGACGCUGAAGCAGGUGCGCCGGAUCCUGACCACGCGCCAAGCCGCGCGCGCGCUGCUCGUCAUCAGUGACUACUUCUCGCGGCUCCGUGCGCUCAGCUCCCUGUGGCUGACGCGGCCGACGGAUUGAUUCGGCGUAGGCACACGGACGGGAGCUGUCGUUGGUUGGUUGCGCUGAGACUGUAAUCUGUAUCCGUUGUGAGAUGGGGUGACCAUGCGGAUUCAUCAGGCAGAAACGGCGAAUGUGUCUAGCUUUAGUUUUGG